AUGGCUUCCACGAGUUCCCCAUCCAUUGCCCUUCUCCUCUCUCUCAACCUCUUUUUCUUUUCCAUGGUCAGCUGCAACACCCUAACCGCUGCCACUCCACCACCAGCUAACUGCCCGGAAUUAAAGAUUUGCGCCGGCGUUCUGCUGCCCCCUUUUCAACCUGACCCCAAUUGCUGCCCUCUUAUCGCUGGUCUUGUUGACCUUGACGCCGCCGUGUGCCUCUGCGACAUUCUCAAGCUCAACCUCGGAAUUAUCAAGGUUAACCUAGACAUUCUCAUCAACCUUCUAUUAGAAACCUGUGGCCGCAAACAGACCACCCACCAUUGCGAAUGA
Messenger RNA from Vigna angularis (adzuki bean), 333 nucleotides. RefSeq names its product putative lipid-binding protein AIR1B. Bases 1 to 333 code for a protein of 110 amino acids. The transcript has a single exon. The record is from RefSeq and is a predicted model, not a curated record. Lineage: Eukaryota; Viridiplantae; Streptophyta; Magnoliopsida; Fabales; Fabaceae.